Molecule: messenger RNA, 2286 nt
Organism: Closterium sp. NIES-65
Lineage: Eukaryota; Viridiplantae; Streptophyta; Zygnematophyceae; Desmidiales; Closteriaceae
Source: the annotation of a GenBank genome assembly
AUGAUCAACGAUCCGCCGUCCUUCACCCAUCACCACCGCACCCGACCUUCCAUCGCGAACCCUAGCUCUCGAACCUCUCAGUCUGGCUCGGCAUUCGCAGCUCCGUUCCUCCUCAAUGCUCGUAGCGCCAUCACAGCUGCCAUAGCCGCAGCCGCCGCAGGAUCCGGGCGGAUCGCGCAAUGCCAACCCGCUGUUGCUGCGCCGGCUGCGCCGGCGGCGGCGGCGGCGGUUGCGGCGGCAGCGGCGGCUCCGUCAGCAGCUGCAGCGGCUGCAGCGGCAGCAGUCGCGGCGGAAAUCCAUCCGUCCGUUCACGAGCCGCCGCCGUCGUCGACGAUCGGAUUCGCGGAGGAGCUCGUUCCGCCCGUGCCUCCCGCCGGAGGUCCCGGCGCGGGGGAAGGCGGAGCCGGCGCAGCGGAGAAAGUGGAGCCGCGAUUGACGGUGGCGUCGAUCACGAAAUCGCUGAUCGCCGGAGGCGUCGCAGGAGGAGUACAUGCUCUCCCCUCGCUCAAUUCCUCCCUCCCUUUCUCAACACCACAGGUGCAGAGCGCGCAGCACGCACAGUACAGCGGAACGUGGCAGGGACUGAAGACCAUCUGGCGGGAGGAGGGCAUCAAUCCGAGGGCUGUUCAGCAGCAGCCAUAUCAACAUGUAUUCCCCGAUGCGCCCCUCCUCUCUACACCACAGGUUCAGAACGCGCAGCACGCACACUACAGCGGCACAUGGCAGGGGCUGAAGACCAUCUGGCGGGAGGAGGGCAUCGGAAGGCCGGUGCAGAACGCGCAGCACGCACACUACAGUGGCACGUGGCAGGGGCUCAAGACCAUCUGGCGGGAGGAGGGCAUCCGAGGGCUCUUCCGCGGCAACGGCACCAACUGCGCUCGCAUUGUGCCCAACUCCGCCGUCAAGUUCUUUGCUUAUGAGGAGGCCGCACAUGGUCUUCUCUGGUUGGCCCAGCAGCAGUCUAACGAUCCCAACCUGGAGCUCACACGUGUGCUGCAGAGCGGCUGGGAGCAGUCCUACCUUGAGCUGACACCAGUGCUGCGGCUGGGAGCAGGGGCGACGGCAGGCAUCAUUGCCAUGUCCGCCACAUACCCCAUGGACAUGGUUCGAGGGCGCCUCACCGUGCAGGUGGGUGGGGCAGGGGUGAUAGGUGGGUGGGAUGGGUUGGAUGCUUCUGUCAUGUGUGGCCAUGUGCGGGCUUGUUGCAUCAUCGCCAUGUCUGCCACAUACCCCAUGGACAUGGUUCGAGGGCGCCUCACCGUGCAGUCCGGCAGGAAGGGGGAGCAGCGCUACAAGGGCAUGCGUCAUGCAGCGGUGACUAUAGUGAAGGAGGAGGGCGUUCGCGCCCUCUAUAGGGGCUGGUUGCCGUCCGUCAUCGGUGUGGUCCCCUACGUGGGGCUCAACUUUGCAGUUUACGAAACCCUCAAGGACCAGCUGGGAAGAAUGUACGCGGCACAGCACCCCCGACAACCCCGAGAUCGGGGAGCUGUCAGUCCUCACAAAACUCGCGUGCGGGGCUGUGGCGGGCACUCUGGGGCAGACAGUCGCCUACCCCCUGGAUGUGAUUCGAAGGAGGCUGCAGAUGGUGGGUUGGCGGGACGCGGCGAGUGUGGUGAGGGCGGAUGGUACGGUGGCUGCGGCGCCGCAGUACACGGGCAUGGUGGAUGCUUUCCGGAAGACCGUGCAGAUGGAGGGGGUGCGGGCGCUCUACAAGGGACUCGUGCCCAAUUCUGUCAAGGUGAGAUUGGCUCUUGCUGGUUCGGAGGGAAUCCGAGUGAAUCUGAGGGCAAGCAGGGAAGGCAGUGCACCGCAGGUAAGCAGGAAACAGGGAGUGCAGUGGGUGUGGUGAGGGCGGAUGGUACGGUGGCAGCGGCACCGCAGUACACGGGCAUGGUGGAUGCUUUCAGGAAGAUUGUGCAGAUGGAAGGGGGUAAAGGCGCUUUACAAGGGACUCGUUCCCAACUCUGUCAAGGGCAAGCAGGGAGCAGGCAGGGCACUGCAGUGGGUGUGGUGAGGGUGGACGGCACGGUGGCAGCGGCACCGCAGUACACGGGCAUGGUGGAUGCUUUCCGGAAGACCGUGCAGAUGGAGGGUGUGCGGGCGCUAAGGGGCUCGUGCCCAACUCUGUCAAGACACGAUGCGGAGCCAUCAGCCAUCAGCCAUCAGCCGCUGUUCCCCGUCGCUGUCGCUGUUGUCGGCAGAGUGGUGCCAUCCAUUGCCAUUGCGUUUGUCACGUACGAGGUCAUGAGAGAUCUUCUCCACGUGGAAAUCCGCAUCUCUGACUGA